AUGUCAUAUUAUACUACAGAGCGAGGGAAAGGGCUUCGCUUCCGAGCUAUGGCGGAUAUUGUGACUGAAGGUGAUGGUAGUAGUCGAUUUAUGGGCGCUCUUCUCCCAGAGUCUGAGCAAGUGAAUCAUUCUGUAUUCCCAAUUUAUCGCCCGGAUGAAAUCGAAAUUUCACUAUCAGAUGGCAGCAGUGCCUUGCCAGCUUCUCCCCGAAAGGUAUACAUCCAAGGGCAAAAAGUUGCUUUCUUCAAACCAGUGGGCGCUGGAGAUGUAAACAGCACAUGCAGAGAGCUCAAAGCAUACGCAAGAUUAAAGUCGACCACGUUUUCCGAGGCUAUAUACACAUGUAGGCUACUUGGAAUCGUUCAUCUUCCUUCUUCGGGUCUCAUUGCUGGCCUCCUUCUUUCAUACAUCGAUUGCAACAACACAACCUUGCUUUGCAUAGGAGAAGACCUCCAAUAUAUCUCGAUGAGGCAGAAAUGGCUGACCCAGAUUACACGGUCUAUAGAGGGGCUUCAUAUGUGCGGUGCUGUUUGGGGUGAUGCCAAACCUGAUAAAGUUCUAAUAGAUACGCAAUAUGACGCGUAUCUUAUUGAUCUCGGUGGGGACUACAGCAAGGGCUGGGUGGAUAAGAAUCAGUAA
Messenger RNA from Penicillium angulare, 639 nucleotides. RefSeq lists its product as uncharacterized. Lineage: Eukaryota; Fungi; Ascomycota; Eurotiomycetes; Eurotiales; Aspergillaceae. The coding region runs from base 1 to 639 and encodes 212 amino acids. The record is from RefSeq and is a predicted model, not a curated record. The transcript has a single exon.